This is a messenger RNA of Zingiber officinale, 465 nucleotides long. RefSeq names its product CTP synthase 2-like. The record is from RefSeq and is a predicted model, not a curated record. The transcript has 5 exons. Bases 1 to 465 code for a protein of 154 amino acids. Gene Ontology annotation, molecular function: CTP synthase activity; identical protein binding. NCBI's taxonomy places the organism in Eukaryota, Viridiplantae, Streptophyta, Magnoliopsida, Zingiberales, Zingiberaceae. Gene Ontology annotation, biological process: CTP biosynthetic process; pyrimidine nucleobase biosynthetic process.
AUGUUAGGAUUAAAAACUUCACCUUCUUUGUUAGGAUUAGAUGAUGAUGGCAUACAGGUUCCAGGAGGAUUUGGAGACAGAGGUGUGGAGGGGAAGAUCCUAGCUGCUAAAUACGCACACGAAAAAAAAGUUCCGUAUCUUGGCACUUGUCUUGGCAUGCAGAUUGCUGUCAUCGAGUUUGCUCGUUCUGUCAUGAACUUGAAGGAGGCAAACAUCAUGGAAUUUGAUCCUGAUACAUCUACUCCCGUUGUCAUUUUUAUGCCGGAGGUCUCCAAGACUCACAUGGGAGGCAUAAUGAGACUUGGAUCAAGGAGGACCUUUUUCCAGGUUGCUGAUUGCAAAUCUGCAAAGUUGUACGGUAACGUUAGCUUUGUGGAUGAGCGGCAUCGACAUAGAUACGAGGUGAAUCCUAGUAUGGUCCCAGAAUUCGAAAAACAUGGUCUCACUUUCGUAUUUUCCCCUUGA